GAGAGGCACACAUGGUGUAGUGAGUUGAAAAACGAUUGUGUCAUGGUCACUGCUCAUGCUGUGCUGGGUAAGAAGCUGUUUUGCAUUGAGUGGAAGAACCAGCGUAAGCUAGCCAUAUUCAACCCGGGUGACAGUUCAUGGAAGAUGGUCACCGUCCCCGUGACUGGGAGUUCAACCGUUGGGUUUCGAUUUGGAGUUUUGGACGAGAAGCUUUUGCUGUUUUCUGGCGUGCAGGAGGAUGAAGGUUCUGCCACUACACUUUUAUAUGAUCCGAAUGCGGCUCCGGGUUCGGAGUGGAAGACCUGUGAAAUAAAGCCGUCAGGUACUUGUUUGUGUAGUGUCACUAUCAAAGCUUAGGAUGCCAAUUUUUUUUCCCGACUACCUAUUAUUUUCAAU
Cuscuta epithymum is the source of this 396-nucleotide messenger RNA. The record is from the annotation of a GenBank genome assembly. Lineage: Eukaryota; Viridiplantae; Streptophyta; Magnoliopsida; Solanales; Convolvulaceae.